Coregonus sp. 'balchen' is the source of this 18460-nucleotide messenger RNA. The record is from the annotation of a GenBank genome assembly. NCBI's taxonomy places the organism in Eukaryota, Metazoa, Chordata, Actinopteri, Salmoniformes, Salmonidae.
AUGGUGGGCUGUGGAGGUGUGACAGAUGGACUGUCACACGCCUUUGAAGGACACAACUUAUUGUCAGUUGUGAUGAAGAUAGUGGAGGGGGAAACCCCCAGACUGACAGCCAGCUACUCUCUGGAGCUCAACGCACUCAUGCAAAGGUGAGAAGGUAUUCGCUGGAGAAUGUACACUCAAUAACACAUAGGUCAGAGUCCAAUUCUCUCACGUAGUGCUUCAAAGUGUACAAAAAGAUACAGGAUAAAGAAACUCUUACCCUACUUCAAACCCUUAACUUAGCCAUAACCAUAGACUGUCUCUCUUUUUGGUCCCAGGAUGCUGGAGAAAACCCCGUUGUCCAGGCUCUCUGCUGCAGAAGCUCUGAAGACAAAUUUCAUUGAGGACAGUAUGCAGGUUAGACCUAUCCUGGAAACAUAACACACAUCACAACAAUAUAAAUACUUCUUAAGGCUGACUGAUUGGUUGGUUGAUUGAUUGGGGUGGCUCCAAAGGUCAAAUGGGCGGAGCUACGGUACCAGAAUCACAGACUAAUCAAGCCUAUUGGCUGGUUGGAAAUACUCAAUGCUAAAUUGACUUCCUGUCAUAGUUCCCUUUUUUCCACAACACAUUUUCUGUGUUCAUGACCUUUUCUACCAUGACAGGUUAGAAAAUCAGUAUUUCAUCUGUCGUCCACAUUCUUUUUGACAAUUAUGAACGCAUGCACACAUUCAUAUACGCAUAAUGUGUCUUACACACACACACACACAGGAAUAUGAAGCUCACUGAAACGUAAAGCCAGCUAAGCUCAUGUGAGAUGUCAAAUAAUGUACUGUAUCUGACAAGCAUGUAUGUAAAUGUCCACAUUACAUGGACACGUCUGGUGGUCUGUGUUUAGUUUCUGCCUUGUGCAGUUUGGUAACCUGACUGUACAUGAUGUAUUCUGUUCAUCUUUCUGUCUUUCAUCACUGCAUUUUAUGCAUUGCAUUUCUCUCUAGCACCUAUGGCUGAAUGUGCAAGUAAAGUGUAUGAUGUGGCUAUCCCCUUGUUUGUCUGUAUGCUAGCCUGACACUGUUGUGUCUCCUUCUCGGUAAACAUGGUCAUUAGUGUUGCCUGGCUGUUCUGUGAUGACAUACAACACAAUGGUUAUUUGAUGUCUCUUUUCUAUCUCUCCUCCUCCGUCUCUCCUCCAUCUCUAUCCCUCCAUCUCUCCCUCUCCUCCUCCAUCUCUAUCUCUCCUCCUCCAUCUCUCCCUCCGCCUCCUCUAUCUCUCCUCUUCCAUCUCUCCCUCCGCCUCCUCCAUCUCUCCUCCUCCAUAUCUCCUCCUCCUCCAUCUCUCCUCCUCCAUCUCUCCUCCUCUCUCUCCUCCUCCAUCUCUCCUCCAUCUCUCCCUCCGCCGUCUCUCCUCCUCCAUAUCUCCACGCCUCCUCCUCCUCCAUCUCUCCUCCUCCUUCUCCAUCUCUCCUCCUCCAACUCUCCUCCUCCAUCUCUCCUCCUCCAUCUCUCUUCCUCCUCCAUCUCUCCCUCUAUUUGUAUCCAGUGUGGGGCGUGACUGGUGUCCAUGACAAGUUUCUUCUAUUGUCCUGUGAAUAUUCCCUCCCUCUCUCGCGCUCUAUCGCUCUCUUUCUCUAUCGCUCUUUUUCUCUCUUCCUCUCUCUCACUCUCUCCCCUGUGGUUUACCCUCCAUGUCCCUCUUUUCUCUUGUUAAAAGAUUUCAGUGAGAGAAUGCGGGACACAGAGAUAGUACCACCCUCUAUAAUGCUGAGAGAGAGAGAGACACUAGACUGUUAGUAAUAAAGCAAUAAUAUUGAUCAUGUCAACCUUUAUCUCUCUCUUUCUCUUUUAUUCUCUCUCUUUCCCCCUCCCUUUCUCUUUCUCUGUCUUUCUCUCUCUCUCUCUCCAGAUCUUAAAACACAAGUUCUGCAGUCUGACACUGAGAGACAAGUCAUCGGCAGUAGAAAGAGACGCAGCACAGAUAUUGAAAGCGAUGUAAGGACAUGCUCUAUAUUCUGUAUGGUUUGUCUUUGGUUUGGGUUAUUAAGAGAAUAACUAAAACCACUAUCAUCCUCAGACAUGAAGAAUGAACACUGGCUCCUCAGUUUAGAGCUAUGUGGCUGCAUCAGUACAGAGGGAUUUUCAAGCAUUUACCCAAACACACACAAAUACUGCCAUACUCUGUCCCUCUACAUAACCCCCUCUCUAUCUUUCUCUCUCUCUCUCUCUCUCAAUCUCCCUCUCUCUCUCUCACUUCCUCACACUCACAUUUUCUCACUCACUCAGACAUGGAAGCACAGUUAGUAGCAGCUGUCUCUUAAACAAACCAGACCGUCACUGAUUCAAACUGGCACCAAUCAGGGAAGGUGCCUGUCAUCAUUAGCUUAGCUGGCCACACACUCCUAGAUGUCAGAGCAGCCAGGUGUAACAUGCUACAGAGAAAGCCCAGAUUAGGUCUAGGUUUUAGCAUUAACCACACCCAUCUCUUUAGGAUUGCCACGAUCAUGUCAUUUGGUGCCUGACAGACCGCAUCUGUAAUGACUUGCCAAGGUGCCUUGGUAGCAUAUGGACAAUGCGAUAUGGUUGUGAGAAAUUGUGAUUAACUUGAGAUUAUGCAUGAUAUGAUUCUCUGAUAUGAUGUUACGCUUAUUAACUGGUCAGUGACAUGAUUGUGUUAUUCCACUUUUUACAUACUUCCCCUGAUGACUUGUUUAAUGGAAUUCUACACACCUUAGAGUUAGAGUUAGAAUUGUGGUUGAACUGGGAGGUGGACACGAAGCUAGGGUUAGGGUUGAACUGGGAGGUGGACAUGAAGCUAGGGUUAGGGUUGAACUGGGAGGUGGACAUGAAGCUAGGGUUAGGGUUGAACUGGGAGGUGUACAUGAAGCUAGGGUUAGGGUUGAACUGGGAUGUGGACAUGAAGCUAGGGUUAGGGUUGAACUGGGAUGUGGACAUGAAGCUAGGGUUAGGGUUGAACUGGGAUGUGGACAUGAAGCUAGGGUUAGGGUUGAACUGGGAGGUGGACAUGAAGCUAGGAUUGAACUGGGAUGUGGACAUGAAGCUAGGGUUAGAGUUGAACUGGGAUGUGGACAUGAAGCUAGGGUUAGGGUUGAACUGGGAUGUGGACAUGAAGCUAGGGUUAGGGUUGAACUGGGAUGUGGACAUGAAGCUAGGGUUAGGUUUGAACUGGGAUGUGGACAUGAAGCUAGGGUUGAACUGGGAUGUGGACAUGAAGCUAGGGUUAGGGUUGAACUGGGAGGUGGACAUGAAGCUAGGGUUAGGGUUGAACUGGGAUGUGGACAUGAAGCUAGGGUUAGAGUUGAACUGGGAUGUGGGCAUGAAGCUAGGGUUAGGGUUGAACUGGGAUGUGGGCAUGAAGCUUGGGUAAGGGAUGUGGUUGGGGUUAGGGUUGGGAUGUGGACAUGAAGCUAGGGUUAGGGUUCAAAUCAAAUUUGUCACAUGCGCCGAAUACAAAAGGUGUAGACCUUUCCGUGAAAUGCUUACUUACAAGCCCUUAACCAACAAUGCAGACUUUUUUAAAAGUAAGUAAGAAAAUAUUUGCUAAAAAUAAAAUAAAUAAACUAAAGAAGAAUAAAAAAAAGUAGCACAGUAAAAUAACAAUUACAAGGCUAUAUACAGGCAGUACAGGGACCCAGUCAAUGUGUGGUACCGGGACCCAGUCAAUGUGUGGUACCGGGACCCAGUCAAUGUGUGGUACCGGUACCCAGUCAAUGUGCGGUACAGGUACCCAAUGUGCGGUACCGGGACCCAGUCAAUGUGCGGUACCGGGACCCAGUCAAUGUGUGGUACCGGUACCCAGUCAAUGUGCGGUACCGGGACCCAGUCAAUGUGCGGUACAGGGACCCAAUGUGCGGUACCGGUACCCAGUCAAUGUGCGGUACAGGGACCCAGUCAAUGUGAGGUACCGGUACCCAAUGUGCGGUACCGGGACCCAAUGUGCGGUACCGGGACCCAGUCAAUGUGCGGUACAGGGACCCAGUCAAUGUGCGGUACAGGGACCCAGUCAAUGUGCGGUACCGGUACCCAAUGUGCGGUACCGGGACCCAGUCAAUGUGCGGUACCGGGACCCAGUCAAUGUGCGGUACUGGUACCCAGUCAAUGUGCGGUACAGGGACCCAGUCAAUGUGCGGUACUGGUACCCAGUCAAUGUGCGGUACCGGUACCAGUCAACGUGCGGGGUACAGGUUAGUCAAGAUAAAUCAAGGUAAUAUGAGGCUAGGGUUGAACUGGGAUGUGGACAUGAAGCUAGGUUGAGGGUUAGGUUUAGGGUUAGGGCAUAAAUUCUGGUUAGAGGAUCGUGGGAGACAGAUUUGAAUCUCCAAUUAAUAUCCCUCUGGAUUAGAUAAUCUCUUUCACAUGUAAAUUGUUUGUCUGAUUACUGCCCAUCUCACUCUAAAUGACCUUGUUACAUACAUUACAUGUUGAAAGACGUAUUUACAUUUACAUAGGAAGUGACCUCCAAAAGGUAAACACUAUAAUUAAAUCAAACCCACCACACUGGAGUGUUUACAGUGCACAGUAUCUCUUUUUGCCAUGGUAAAUUCAAAAUCCCAUUAAGACAGCAAAUAUACAUUUUUUAAUGAACAGAGCAGAGGUAAUUGUGUGUAGGAGUAUCUGACCUCUGACCUAUCUUACUCACCAAUGCUCCAGCCCUCCCAACCUCUGACAGUUGCCCUUUGCCCUUUGAACAGGCAGAGGAAGGUGCACCUGCAGACACUGAGGGAGAAGUCAGAGCUAGACAGAAUGACCCCCAGGGAGAGAAUGAGGCUGAGGAAGCUGCAGGCUGCCGACGACAAGGCCAAGAGGCUUAGGUAGGACAACCACACACACAAACACACACACACACACACACACACACCAUUCAUUCAUUCGGUCCAUGACCAGUAUAGAGCCUGUGAGGUCCCGUUGGGAUUCUCCUGGGGCUGAUGCAUGGCUGGGUUCCCUUUAAAGAUGAGGAGAGAUUUGUGUAAAUGCAUUCUCCCCUGCCCUAAUUUCCUUGGGCUGAACUGUGUUGGAGACCUGUCUACAGGGAACGGUACUGAGAGCGACAGAAUGGGAUAGAUGGGAAGGACAACAGGCCAGGCAACAGGGCUAGUAAAGCGCUCUAUGGAGUUCUAUCUUUUAGCAGGACGCUGAUAUUAUACAGACCAUGACCUUCUCUCUCUCCUACUCUCCCUGCCCUCUCUCUCUCCCUCUUCUUCUGCCUCUCACUUUAUAUCUCUUUAUUUAACUCUCUCUCUCUCUCUUUCCUCCUCUCUCCCUCUUUCCCACACCCUGUUGUUUCUGGUUGAUAACUAGAGUGGUAUGACUUCCUAGUCUUAAUGACCAACAUAACCCACUACUACCUCACUUUUAUAUUGUGUUGCAUCAUUCAUCUACAGGUAACUGCCAAAAUAAAGGAAACAUCAACAUUACAUUUACAUUUUAGUCAUUUAGCAGACGCUCUUAUCCAGAGCGACUUACAGUUAGUGAGUGCAUACAUACUUUUAUUUUUCAUACUGGCCCCACGUGGGAAAUUAUCCCACAACCCUGACGUUGCAAACGCCAUGCUCUACCAACUGAGCAUCCCUGCCGGCCAUUCCCUCCCCUACCCUGGACGAUGCAGAGCCAAUUAUGCGCCGCCCCAUGGGUCUCCCGGUCGCAGCCGGCUACGACAGAGCCUGGAUUCGAACCAGGAUCUCUAGUGGCACAGCUAGCACUGCGAUGCAGUGCCUUAGACCACUGCGCCAGUGUCUUAAUAGGGUGUUGGGCAACCACGAGCCAGAACAGCUUCAAUGCGCCUUGGCAUAGAUUCUACAAGUGUCUGGGACGCUAUUGGAGGGAUGCGACACCAUUCUUCCAUGAGAAAUUCCAUCAUUUGGUGUUUUGUUGAUGGUAGUGGAAAACGCUGUCUCAGGUGCUGCUCCAGAAUCUCCCAUAAGUGUUCAAUUGGGUUGAGAUCUGGUGACUGAGACGGCCAUGGCAUGUGGUUUACAUUGUUUUCAUGCUCAUCAAAUCAUUCAGUGACCACUUGUGCCCUGUGGAUGGGGGCAUUGUCAUCCUAUCGGGGCAUAGCCAUGGUAGCCAAAAUAAUGGCCAAAAUUGUAAGGGUUGGUGUGAGGUGUGACCCAGGUGCGGUGCAGGAUAGACAGUAGGCAUUAGGCAGAGAUGGUGAAACAAGGAUCUCUACUGAUGGUCCCGAAGCCAGGAUACAAAAUAACAGACUUUACAAGAAAAAGAAAGGCGGCGCAAAUAAGACUCCAAAAAACAGGCUGACAGCCAAAAUACGAAAUACUAACUGUGACUGAAAUAAUAAAUAAACAGGGAGAACACUUCUCACGUACCUGUCCAUACGUCCCGCGAUCAGACACUGAUUAGUACUGCUAGGCAUAGUGAAACUAGCAGAGAAAACUGAGCAAGGGAACACAAGGAAGUGAGGGCAUAAAUACACAGGUGAACAGGUAGACACAGGUGACACCAAUAGGAUCAUGAUUAGUCCAGACUGUGAGUGAGGAGGUGCCUAAGGUUGUUGGAGGAUGACACCUAGUGGGUCGCUCCGGAACUGCGACCCCCUCCUGUAACAGUGCCCCCCCCGACGAAUGGCCCCAGCUGUUCAACUCAGCGCCUCCGGGUGGAGGCGACGGAAUGUUGUUAUCAGCCCUGGGUCCAGAAUGUCCCUCCGACCGCUCCUCCGGCCCACAACCCUCCCAGUCCACCAGAAAUUGGAGACUCCUCCCCACCCGCAGGCAGUCCAGGAUCCGGUCCACAGUAAAAGCCGGCUGCCCUCCGACGAGGUGCAGCGGGGGAACAGGACGAGGAGGGGGAGCCAGGGGACAGGUGGCUACGGGCUUGAGGAGGGACACAUGGAAAGUGGGAUGCACCCGCAUAGUGGGGGGAAGUUGCAGGCGGUAGGCCACUGGGUUGACUCGCCGGACCACUCUGAAUGGCCUGACGAACCGGGGGGGACAGCUUCCUGGACUCCACGUGGAGGGGAAGAUCCCGCAUGGAGAGCCACACCCUCUGUCCCGGGCAAAAGACCAGGGCCGGGCGACGCCUGCGUUCGGCCUGAUGUUCCGACCUGACCGAGGCCCGCUUAAGCGCCGCCCGUACCUGCCUCCAGCAACUGAUGUGGGCCUGAACCGACUGGACCGCCGCCUCCUACUCUUGCUCGGGGAAUAAGGGGGGGGGGGGGGGGGUUGGUACCCGUAUUGGCACUGGAAGGGGGACAGGCCGAUGGACGAGCAGAGAACGGUUUUGUGGGCGUACUCUGCCCACGCCAGUCGCUGACUCCACGUAGCUGGGUUGCUGGAGGCGUAGUACCUCAGCCCCCCGGAUGGCAGGUGAGAUCGGAUACGUGGCUGGGUCCAUCCGUAGGUCCCCCUGGGUGACGAUGAACCCCAGGAAGGAGAAUGUCUCAGUGUGGAACACACACUUCUCCGCCUUGACGUAGAGCUGGUGACGGAGAAAGGCAUUGGAGGACCUGCCGAACGUGCUGCUGGUGUUCACUCAUGUCCUUUGAAAAUAUGAGGAUGUCAUCCAAAUACAUGAAGAAGCUGUAGUCGAGGAGGUCCCGGAGCACAUCAUUGACCAAUGCCUGGAACACAGCAGGCGCGUUGCUAGACCAAACGGCAUGACUUGGUAUUCGUAAUGCCCACUGGGUGUAUUAAAUGCAGUCUUCCACUCGUCCCCCUCCCGAAUCCUCACCAGGUUGUAGGCAUUACAUAAGUCCAGCUUGGUGAAGACCCGGGCUCCCUGCAAUGACUCGAAUGCCGUCGUCAUCAGGGGGAGGGGGUAGCGGUUCUUAACCGUGAUGUCAUUGAGCUUCCGGUAAUCAAUGCACGGCCGCUGCCCACCGUCCUUUUUCCCCACGAAUAAGAAGCCCGCGCCCGCGGGUGAGGUAGAGGGACGGAUGUGACCCUCGACGAGUGCCUCAUUAAUGUACUCCCUCAUGGCCAGCGUCUCCAGCCGGGACAAGGAAAACAAUUGCCCUCAUGUGGGCAUGGCGCCCGGCAGGAGAUCGUUCGCGCAGUCAUAUGGCCUGUGAGGAGGUAGGCCCUUGGCACGCCUCUUACUAAACACCUCCCCCAGAUCCCAAUACACCCGGGGAACGCCUGCCAGGUCUGGGCCGGUGACGGAGUCUGUAUGGCAAUAGGCCAUUCGGAGUGCGGGACCUGGGGAAGAGGUGAGGACUGGUAGGUGGUCUGGGCUGAUAUGUGGUCGGUGGAGACCGGAAUGGGACACGGGGGCGGAGCCUCCCUUCAGGAUGAGCCGCCCCGUGGACCAGUCUAUCCAGGGUUUGUGGGUGACCAGCCAGGGGUGCCCGAGGAUGAGGGGACACUCCGGAAAGUCCACAAUGAAAAACUGGAUAUCCUCCUAUAGCCCUCCCGCCACCCGGACAUGCACAGGGACAGUGCGCUGGGUGAUGAAGCCCGACCCCAACGGCCGGCCGUCCAGGCCCAUGACCGGAACCGGCUCAGAAAGGGAGAGUAACGGAACGCUCCACCCUUGGGCCAGCCCCGCGUCCUUCAGGUUUCCCGCGGCCCCAGAAUCCACGAGUGCAUGCGCCCGACACGCAGCGCGGUCCCACUGAACCCUGACGGGGAGAAAAGUUGGGAGUCUCUGGAGUUGGGGUUUUGGUUCGGGUUUACCCGGCUUCUCCAGGCUGAAUGGUGGGACGUGGAGGCGUGCCUUGCGUCAUGCCUCUCUCGUGCACCCUCUAACGACGCCUAUUGUCUACCCGCACCGAGAGGUUGAUGAGGCCGUCCAGUCGCUCAGGCAGCUCCCUGAAGGAGAGUUCGUCCUCCAUCCCCUCCGAUAGCCCCUGAGCGUAAAGGAUGACCAGGGCGGCCUCCUCCCAUCCUGCCUCUCGAGCCCGGGUCCGGAACUCCAUGGAGUAGUCCGCCACCGAGCGGUCACCCUGCCGACAGGCCGUGAGCCGCCUCCCGGACUCGUGUCCCGACACCACCCGAGAGGUGUCGAACACCUUGCGUAGCUCCCGGGUGAAUAAGUAGGAAUCGGAGCAUGCCGGAGUUUGGCUCUCCCACUCCGCGGUAGCCCAGGAAAGGGCCCGACCCAUCAACAGAGUGAUAAUGUAGGCCACCCGGCCCUGCUCCGUCGGGAAGGAGGAGGGUUGUAGGCUGAAUAUCCGGGAACACUGGGUGAGGAAUUCCCUGCAGCCCUCUGGACGUCCGUCGUACCUCUCCGGAGGUGGUAGGCGGGGUUCCCGCGAUGUCGCAGGCGAGACAGGAGACACGGCUUCCGCUCUGCCGGCUGCGGGGCUGGUCGGGUGUCCACCCGGCUCUGCACGGCGAUCGUCAGCUGGCGGAGAUUCUCAGUGAUCUGCUGCAGGCUGCGGUCGUGCUGGUUCAGCAUGGCACCCUGUGUUCCAAUGUACUAUGAUACUGUGCUGCCUCCGCUGUGUCCAUAUCGGCUCAGUUUUCUGUAAGGGUUGGUGUGAGGUGUGACCCAGGUGCGGUGCAGGUUUGACAGUAGGCAGAGAUGGUGAAACAAGGAUCUUUACUGAUGGUCCUGAAGCCAGGAUACAAAAUAACAGACUUUACAAGAAAAAGAAAGGCGGCGCAAAUAAGACUCCAAAAAACAGGCUGACAGCCAAAAUACGAAAUACUAACUGUGACUGAAAUAAUAAAUAAACCGGGAGAACACUUCUCACGUACCUGUCCAUACGUCCCGCGAUCAGACACUGAUUAGUACUGCUAGGCAUAGUGAAACUAGCAGAGAAAACUGAGCAAGGGAAGUGAGGGCAUAAAUACACAGUUGAACAGGUAGACACAGGUGACACCAAUAUGAUCAUGAUUAGUCCAGACUGUGAGUGAGGAGGUGCCUAAGGUUGUGGGAGGAUGACACCUAGUGGGUCGCUCCGGAACUGUGACCCCCUCCUGUAACACAAAAUAAUGGCUUGCCCAGCAUUUUUAUACCCUAAGAAUGAUGGAAUGUUAAGUGCUUAAUUAACUCAGGAACCACACCUGUGUGGAAGCACCUACUUUCAAUAUAUUUUGUAUCCCUCAUUUAACUCAAGUGUUUCCAUUAUUUUGGCAGUUACCUGUAUAUUAUAAUGUAACACUACAGGAGACUUGCUGAGGAGAAAUACCAGGAAAACCACAUCCGAAUGCAGGAGCUGAGGAGCCGCCAUUUUGAGAAUGUCAGUUUGGACGUAUUGAAUGUAAGAGAGACACAAUUCUAAAAGUUAAAUUAAAAGCUCUCUUAGGAAAUAAUGCAUAUCAUUGGAUGAAAAUUAUAACUUUUUUUUUUCUCUACGACUUUAAUUACUUGAAUUCACUAAUAAUUUAAGUGCAAUUAGUAGCCGGUUCUUUGGCCUGAGUUAAACUCUAAGGGCUUUGAUUCUCCGUGAACAUCGUUUGGUAUUCCCUUAUGGUCUCAUUAACCAAUCACUCACUUCAUAAUUGAAAAAACAUUUUGUCUUGUUUAAAAAAUAAAAUAGAUACUUAUGAGUAAUUGAAUUGAAAACUCCAUCACUUCCACCCAAUAGGAGAGUGCAGGAGAUGCUGUCCACCAGACUGCACCAAUCACAGCCGAGGACUACCGGUCGCUGGGGUGCUCACAACCAAUGGGAAGGCAGCAGCAGGACAGGAUGCGCAUGUCUGAGCCAAUGGGGCGUGGUGAGUAUACUUUCUUCUCCUACCUUUUAUUUCUGUUAACGAUAACCUGCUAUAGCAUCAUGUUGUUAUGCAGUACAUCUUGGUUGGCCUGCAGUACAUCUUGGUUGGCCUGCAGUACAUAUUGGUUGGCCUGCAGUGCAUCUUGGUUGGCCUGCAGUACAUCUUGGUUGGCCUACAGUGCGUCUUGGUUGGCCUGCAGUGCGUCUUGGUUGGCCUGCAGUACAUCUUGGUUAGCCUGUGUCUCUGGUGGUUUCAGACAGAAUAUGACAUUCUCCUGUUGUAUCCUGACAUCUCUGUCUCACCUGAACCUGACUCAGUCCCAAUGUCAAUGUCUGUGGAGAACCAUACCCUCUGUCCCUCUCCUCUCAAAGUGUAAAAAAAGAGGGGAGAGUUCACUUCGAUGUGAAUGGCUGCAUCUUUUCAGACGGGGUGAAAUUAGUUUUUAUCUAAUCAGUUUGUCUAAUCAAAGUUGUCUCAAGCUGAGCGCUGCUGCAUAUUUUGAGGGCAUAAACAGAAAAAGUAUGGUUGCAUUGUGACUAUAUCCCUGAACAUUAAAACGGCAAUCAGCAGUUGAAACAAUAAGAAAGCGUACUCCCCGCCACUGUUUUGGUAAAAGGCUGAGGGAUGGGGCUGGAGAAAUGUAACCACUCUCAAAUUCAUAGGCAGAGCUAUGGAUGCAAGGACUGACCAUCCAUGAUAUCAAAAUGAUAGUUGUAACCAUGUUUUGAAGCUAUACAGUGUUUGUUUACAUUUACUUUGUUUACAAACAUCAGAGUAAAACAAUAUUUUAUUUUGGGUUCUGAUGGGGUACAACAGUUGAACUAAGCUCAUGAGGCAUUUAUAAGUUAUAUUCUUCAAGAAUCAAUGGAUACCAUUAAUUUAUAAAAUGUACUGUAUGUAGCAACUGCAGAAAAGUUUGUUGAAAUUAAACCUUAUGUAAACCCUGAUGAAAAUGUUGCUUUGGCAAAUAAAAACCUGUUUAGUUUUUCCCCAGUACACCUUAAAAUGUGUUGUGUGCUUGAAUCUUCACCAAAUGUUUAUCCUCUAUUUAACAACGCUCAGGAACUUGGAGGAAUACACACACGCACACGCACACACACAUCUCUGUAUCUGUCCACACUGUCAAUACAAACAUGCCAUAAUAAACAGGUAAACACCUUGUAUAUAAACUGUGGGAUCUAGGGAGGUUAGGAGAUUAUUGUCUGCUGUGCUCUGGGACUGUCAUGUAAUUUUCACACACCCAAUCAGGGCCCGGCCCUUCGCCCAAUCACACGCCCAAUCAGGGCUGGCCCUCCGCCCAAUCACACGCCCAAUCAGGGCCGGCACUUCGCCCAAUCACACGCCCAAUCAGGGCCAGCCCUUCACCCGACCCUCUCAGAUCAGUGAAGACCAGGAUUUAAGAAUAAGAAAAUAGGAGACUUCAACAACUGUUGUACUGUAGCAGCUGUAGUGCCCAUCAGGGUUGGGGUCAGUCUGUUGUACUGUAGCAGCUGUAGUGCCCAUCAGGGUUGGGGUCAGUCUGUUGUACUGUAGCAGCUGUAGUGCCCAUCAGGGUUGGGGUCAGUCUGUUGUACUGUAGCAGCUGUAGUGCCCAUCAGGGUUGGGGUCAGUCUGUUGUACUGUAGCAGCUGUAGUGCCCAUCAGGGUUGGGGUCAGUCUGUUGUACUGUAGCAGCUGUAGUGCCCAUCAGGGUUGGGGUCAGUCUGUUGUACUGUAGCAGCUGUAGUGCCCAUCAGGGUUGGGGUCAGUCUGUUGUACUGUAGCAGCUGUAGUGCCCAUCAGGGUUGGGGUCAGUUUAGUCUCUUGUUGCCAUACCUCCAAACUCACCACAUUGUCACGCCUCCCAUUUUAGGGAAGGCGACGAGGCUAGGGUCAGUUCAAACUCAAGUGUAGAAGUGGACAAUUGAUUUCAAUUCAAAAUAAGGUUUGCAAUUCACUUUGUAAUCCGCUAUUCAUUUAAAUGACUAUCAUUUAAAUGACCGACUGGCUCGAUUCGGUCUUUUGUAGCAACAUUUGAAAUUGUGUUUGUUACAUGGGAGAAAAGUAAAGACUCAGAGCUAGAAAAUGGUAUAUCAUACACUACAGUUGAGGAACAAUGGGAAAGUUAUUCUGCUUUGAAAGUUGAUAAACUUGUAACCUCACUUUUGUGAAAAUGGUCCUUGAAUGUUUUGGUACCUACUGGAGAGCUCUUUUUUGUCUACACCCAUUCAGCAUCGUUCAGACCAUUUUAAGCUUUAGCCCACCCAUCUCUUUAAGGAUUCACAUGUGAGGCCAUGUACUAAACAACCAAAGAUUUCAAGACUAAAGGCUGGCUUAUACUACGGGUGUAUUUGUAAAUUUAAUCUGGAGUGCCAGAGUGUGCUCUGGGUGUUCAUAAACUCAGAGCGUUGUCAGACUGGCCGUUUGUAAAUUCUGAGCGUUUCGCUCUCGGAGCGUUCAAAGCGCACACUGGACACUCUGGCCGAAAAGUAGGGUUGAUCCGAGCGUUCUGCCCUAACAACAGCAGUUAAGCACCCAAGCUAACUGGCUAAAGUUGGCUAGAACAGUUCACUCUGACCAUUUUACUCGCCUUAGCAGAGCUGGUUAGGCUGUUUUUAUGUUAUCCAGAGCGUUGGUGACUGCAACUCUGCUGCUGGCAACAAUUUAAUUACGCUUUUUCCCCAACGUUUACUGACACCGGCCAUAUUCAACGGGUGUUGAGUGUUCGUAAAUUCGUCAGUUAUUCUGCGCUCUGGCACACUCAGACAAGAGUGCUCUGAAAUCGGAGUAGAUAGCCAGAGCAAAUGUAUCAGCUACAUCUAUCGACAGUUGUAGCAGUGACAUCAUAAACAUUCUAUUGAAUAGUUACUUGCAUAGCGGAGACUUUUGUUUAGACAUGUAGCUAGCUAGCUAAACAAUGAACCAUCAUUUACAUUUACAUUUAAGUCAUUUAGCAGACGCUCUUAUCCAGAGCGACUUACAAAUUGGUGCAUUCAACUUAGGAUAGCCAGUGGGACAACCACCCCCUUUUUUUUAUUUUUUAUGGGGGGGUAGAAGGAUUACUGUUAUACUAUUCCAGGUAUUCCUUAAAGAGGUAUAAUAAUCCCAACUCAUAACGUUAUUUCCCUGCAUGAAUCUGCAGGUAGCUAACCAACCAGGUUCAAUGUUAGCUAGCUAACAUUAGUCUGUAACUAGCAAUGCAAAUGACUCUGAGAUACUACUAAUAUUACUACACAGAUCAUACAUGUAACGUUAGCUAGCUAGCCAGCCAGCUAACGUUAACUAGCUAGCUAACAGUACACUUUAACUUGAAAUGAAAAUUACUUUCUGACAACAUUUGAAACAUGUAAUAUCUGAAAAUGUAGCUAGCUAGACUCUCUUACCCGUAUACAUGGAUGGAUGCUUCUCCCUCUCUGUCACGGAUGCCAUUGUUGUCCUUAGUUUGAAGAUGCAAUCCAGAGACAGGUGUUUGAUACCACAGGCUUCUGUGUGUUCUCUUUUUGACUACGUCUGCAUAUUUGCAAUCAAACGCCAGCAUUUUCUCCAUCUCCUUAGCUAUCAUACUCUAAUUCCACUGAUUUCAGAACACGGUCCUCCAGAAAGUGGAGAGCAACACUUAUGCAGGUCUACUACGUGAUAUCUUUCAAACAAGCUGCGUUAGAAAGGAUUACCUACACAUACUGACCAGCUCAUAUUAUAGACAGAAGCGUGCUACAUGGCAGACCAAACUGAACUCAUCUCUCGGCAUGUCCAGCUCACUCAUUAUCUCAGCCAAUCAUGGCUAGCGGGAAGGUUGCUGUCUUUUUCUGUGCUAAACCAACUAGGCUCGUAAUUUAACAAUUUUAUUCGUAUUUACAGAUGGCAUACAAGUUUGUUAUUGAGGCACAUGAAAGUUCACAUGUUCCAGAAGGCAUUUCUGCCAGAAAAUGCAUUUAGAUUUUUUAAAAGUUCAAAUGGCUCUCCUGUGAAGUAGUGACGCGCGACAUACGCCUAGUUUCCUAAAAUGAGUCACCAAUAUUCCUUGGUGAAAAAGCAGUCGAAUGUCCAAGCCCUUAGCCCAACCCCCUGCUUAACACUCGCCCCACUUCCACUUCGCUGUGGUACCCCCAUGGUGGGAGAUCCAGGGGGUCCCUCAGAUCUCCUAUGCCCAGAUUCCCUCACCUCGGCAGGGAUCAGAGUCACUGAGAGCCCCUGGUGGCAUGAAGCCUCUCCUACUCUGACAGACCAGCCGUAAAGUACAGAAGGCCAGGCAGUAUAAUCAAAGGCUGAGGAGCAGUGUGAACAUGCAUCACACAGUGUGCAGGAGAGAGUGGAACAUAGAGGACGGCUCAUAGUAAUGGAUGGCAUGGAGUGAAUGGAAUGGUAUCUAACACAUGGAAAACCAGGUGUUUGAUGAGUUCGAUACCAUUCCAUAUAUUCCGUUCCAGCCAUUACUAUAAGCCCGUCCUCCCCAUUUAAAGUGCCACAAGCCACCACUGCUACAGUACUACACACCCACACACCCACACACUCCCUCAAGGUGCACACACAGACACACACACAGUCACACACACACACACACACACACAUACACACACAGUCACACACAUACACACACACACAUACACAUACACAUUCACACACACACACACCCUUAAGGAGCACACAUGAAAAACUAAAAAAGUGCUUUCUUAUUUUUACUGAACCACAUUAAACCAAAUCUCAAUGGCCCAUUACCCCCUUUCCCCUUUCAACUGUAGACAUGGUCUGACAUGGUCUGACAUUAAACAUACCUCAAGCAGCCUCACUGGGGAAUAAAGUCAAGCAUUAGACUAAAAUAAACAUUGAAUUAUGCAUGACGAUGACCUCCAUCCUUAGUAUAAAUAAACAUACAGUAUCACUGAGAGCCACACGCAGUCACAGAUGCAACAUGGUCACAGUUUUCAACACAGUGUGGUAGGAUAUAGGGGUCAAUGAAGAUUAUAUUACCUGAGUUUGAGGUCAGACGACAGAGGUCUCUCUCUAUUUCUCUGACAGUCCCAAUUUGCCCAGUGAAGCACUUUUUCAGAUUCUCAGAACUCUUUGCAGGCGGUCUCAGAGAGUUGCAGGGCCGGGACAGGGAGGGAGGACAGAUUGACUGAUGGAAGUAUCUGGCCCUCUGUAACCUUGGCCGUGGUGCGGGAGGCCAAGAUUCAUGAUACCGGGGGUGGCAGAGGGCGCAUGAAUUAAACAUUCUGGAUUACAGAAACAGUUAGAGCUCGUUUGCAUAAGUGAUUAUUCUGGUCUGGUAGUAACAUUGCUAAUUAAAACCAAUGAAGCACUGAAUCAGGUGAGGAGGGACAGAAACCGCUGACAGAAACCACCAUCAGGUUAUAAGCAUCAGACAGACUGUGUGUGUGUGGGUGAGUGUGUGAGUGUCAUUCUCUGCCGUUGAGAGUCUGCCUGCUGGUUGGACUGUGGGAUGCCGGGUCAUAGGUCACUGAUCUGAUCUGCUUUAGGCUCUGCUGGACUAGACACGAAAGGGAAGGCUUUUAGGAGGCUUAUAGUUUGUGUGAUGUAAUCAGUGUAUUGUGUUGUACUAGUACUGUAUACUGUAAUUGACUUGACUGAGACAUCAUUAUUUAUCUGGUUCCUUUAUGAUACUUUGAUCAAUUUUCAGAGGCUGCUUGUUUUUUUUCUCUCCAUUUCACUCCCUGUCUCUUUAUCUCCAUUUCAUUCCCUAUCUCUUUAUCUCCAUUUCAUUCCCUGUCUCUUUAUCUCCAUUUCAUUCCCUCUGUCUGUUUAUCUCCAUUUCAUUCCCUCUGUCUCUUUAUCUCCAUUUCAUUCCCUGUCUCUUUAUCUCCAUUUCAUUCUCUGUCUCUUUAUCUCCAUUUCAUUCCCUCUGUCUCUUUAUCUCCAUUUCUUUCCCUGUCUCUUUAUCUCCAUUUCAUUCCCUCUGUCUCUUUAUCUCCAUUUCAUUCCCUGUCUCUUUAUCUCCAUUUCAUUCCCUGUCUCUUUAUCUCCAUUUAAUUCCCUCUGUCUCUUAUCUCCAUUUCAUUCCCUCUGUCUCUUUAUCUCCAUUUCAUUCCCUCUGUCUCUUUAUCUCUAUUUCAUUCCCUCUGUCUCUUUAUCUUCAUUUCAUUCCCUGUCUCUUUAUCUCCAUUUCAUUCCCUCUGUCUCUUUAUCUCCAUUUCAUUCCCUCUGUCUCUUUAUCUUCAUUUCAUUCCCUCUGUCUCUUUAUCUUCAUUUCAUUCCCCCUGUCUCUUUAUCUCCAUUUCAUUCCCUCUGUCUCUUUAUCUUCAUUUCAUUCCCCCUGUCUCUUUAUCUCCAUUUCAUUCCCUGUCUCUUUAUCUCCAUUUCAUUCUCUGUCUCUUUAUCUCCAUUUCAUUCCCUCUGUCUCUUUAUCUCCAUUUCAUUCCCUCUGUCUCUUUAUCUCCAUUUCAUUCUCUGUCUCUUUAUCUCCAUUUCAUUCCCUCUGUCUCUUUAUCUCCAUUUCAUUCCCUCUGUCUCUUUAUCUCCAUUUCAUUCUCUGUCUCUUUAUCUCCAUUUAAUUCCCUCUGUCUCUUUAUCUCCAUUUCAUUCCCUCUGUCUAUUUAUCUCCAUUUAAUUCCCUCUGUCUCUUUAUCUCUAUUUCAUUCCCUCUGUCUCUUUAUCUUCAUUUCAUUCCCUGUCUCUUUAUCUUCAUUUCAUUCCCCCUGUCUCUUUAUCUCAAUUUCAUUCCCUCUGUCUCUUUAUCUUCAUUUCAUUCCCCCUGUCUCUUUAUCUCCAUUUCAUUCCCUCUGUCUCUUUAUCUCCAUUUCAUUCCCUGUCUCUUUAUCUCCAUUUCAUUCCCUCUGUCUCUUUAUCUCCAUUUCAUUCUCUGUCUCUUUAUCUCCAUUUCAUUCCCCCUGUCUCUUUAUCUCCAUUUCAUUCCCUGUCUCUUUAUCUCCAUUUAAUUCCCUCUGUCUCUUUAUCUCCAUUUCAUUCCCCCUGUCUCUUUAUCUCCAUUUCAUUCCCUCUGUCUCUUUAUCUCCAUUUCAUUCCCUCUGUCUCUUUAUCUCCAUUUCAUUCCCUCUGUCUCUUUAUCUCCAUUUCAUUAUCUGUCUCUUUAUCUCCAUUUCAUCCCCUCUGUCUCUUUAUCUCCAUUUCAUUCCCUCUGUCUCUUUAUCUCCAUUUCAUUCCCUCUGUCUCUUUAUCUCCAUUUCAUUCCCUCUGUCUCUUUAUCUCCAUUUCAUUCUCUGUCUCUUUAUCUCCAUUUCAUUCUCCGUCUCUUUAUCUCCAUUUCAUUCCCUGUCUCUUUAUCUCCAUUUCAUUCCCUCUGUCUCUUUGUCUUCAUUUCAUUCUCUGUCUCUUUAUCUCCAUUUCAUUCCCCCUGUCUCUUUAUCUCCAUUUAAUUCCCUCUGUCUCUUUAUCUCCAUUUCAUUCCCUCUGUCUCUUUAUCUCCAUUUCAUGCCCUCUGUCUCUUUGUCUUCAUUUCAUUCCCUCUGUCUCUUUAUCUCUAUUUCAUUCCCUCUGUCUCUUUAUCUGCUUUCCCCAUUUUUAUUGGCCAUAUUUCUCAGAAGAUAUGGUUUUGUCUUUAAGGAUUAAGGAUAAGUCUUUGUAAUGUGUACAGAUUUAUAUUGGAGAUUGUCCCGGUUUUUAAAUUGAACUUUUGUUUCUAAUACCAGUCAACGCUGUAUAUUGCAGGCUUCUGUGGUAGAUUGGAAAGAAACAAUUAUUGAAAAUGUAAUUAAAGUGAUUUCCACUCUCUUGUGGAAUGUUCUUUCUCUGUCUCGCUCCUCAGUGCUCUCUGUCUUCCUCUUUUUCUGUCUCUAUCUCUCUUCUCUGGCUCUCUUUCCCCCCAUUUCCCUCUCAUUCAGGCAGACAGUAAGCUUCAGGCAGACAGUAAGCUUCAGGCAGACAGUAAGCUUCAGGCAGACAGUAAGCUGCUGCAA